Molecule: messenger RNA, 1107 nt
Organism: Momordica charantia (bitter melon)
Lineage: Eukaryota; Viridiplantae; Streptophyta; Magnoliopsida; Cucurbitales; Cucurbitaceae
Source: RefSeq, a predicted model, not a curated record
AUGGAGAGAUUCUACCACAACAUCAACUUCCCAACACCCCACAUCGCCAUAAAAAGCUUCGACCUUGAAGUUGUAGACCAAUCAGGCAACAGCAUCUCACUCUUCGACACAUUCCUCCAUCACUGGUCCCUCGUGAGGUACUUCCAACACAGCACCGCGCCAGACCCAACUCCCAAUACUUCAUUCACUCAACUUCACGAACCAGAUUUCAUCAUCGCUACCAACAAUGGAGUCUGCCAACACCAUAGCUUGCCGCAGUUCUAUGGCAUGGGAUCGGAAUCGAGAAAAACGUCGACGUUUCUCCCACACCCAUAUGGGAUAGAAGUUGGGGAUGCCGUGCAGGUCCCUGCAGGGUAUGAAGAGAGGUGGAGCCUUAAUGUACACGUAAUAGACACCAGGGGCGUGGAGGACAGGAUGGGGUGUACGGAUUGCUGGUGCCAUUUGUAUAAUGUUACGAAGGAUCAGUUUGGGCGGCCAUUGAAAGGGGAUUACAAAGGAGGGAAGCUGUGCUGUUAUGAUCAAACGCAGUGCAGAGUGAGGGAAGGUUAUAAAGGAGAGGAGAGGAAGUUGUAUGUGAGAUAUAGAGUGAAGUGGGUGGAUUGGGAUGAUGAUUUUGUGGUUCCUGUGGAGGUUUAUAUAUUUGAUGUCACUGAUACUUGGAACCCAUUGUUGAAUGACUCAACAGGACUAUCUGAUCAACAGCAUCACUGCCUUGUCGCGUAUGAUGUAGAAACUUGCUCUCUCGCGAACAAGCUCCAUGGUAAGUGCAAUGCUACAAAAACAUCAAAGGUAAUCUUUCCGGGAGACAGUGGCUACAUUAUCUAUGGAGUGGCUCAUCAGCACAUUGGUGGGAUUGAUGCAACCCUUUAUGGAGAGGAUGGAAGAGUUUUAUGUUCUUCUUCACCAAUUUAUGGAAGAGGAAAUGAAAUUGGAAACGAAAAUGGUUAUGUUGUUGGAAUGUCUACUUGUUAUCCGAAGUUGGGUAAUUAUGUGAAGAUCAAUAAAGGAGAAAUGGUGACUCUUGUAUCCAACUAUGAUCCCUCGCAAAACCACACCGCUGUUAUGGGUCUCUUCCAAAUUAUGGUUGCACACAAAAUUCCAAAUUAG